Molecule: messenger RNA, 1031 nt
Organism: Clupea harengus (Atlantic herring)
Lineage: Eukaryota; Metazoa; Chordata; Actinopteri; Clupeiformes; Clupeidae
Product: cGMP-dependent protein kinase 1-like
Exons: 6
Coding region: 30-644 (204 amino acids)
Biological process (GO): protein phosphorylation
Molecular function (GO): cGMP-dependent protein kinase activity; ATP binding
Source: RefSeq, a predicted model, not a curated record
GCUUUGAUGAGCCGGUGGCGGUGUUCUGUAUGGCGUGUGUGGUGGAAGCCUUUGCUUACCUGCAUAAGAAGGGCAUCAUGUAUCGAGACCUGAAGCCGGAGAACCUGCUGCUGGAUUCAAGAGGAUACGUCAAACUGGUGGAUUUCGGCUUUGCGAAGGAGCUGAGUCGCGGGGCGAAGACCUACUCGUUCUGCGGCACCCCGGAGUACAUGGCGCCGGAGAUCAUCCAGAACCAGGGGCACGACUUCGCCGCCGACUUCUGGUCCCUCGGGGUGCUGGCGUACGAGCUGCUGGCCGGGAGCCCCCCCUUCUCCAGCUCCGAGCCCCAGAAGAUUUACUCCAAGAUCCUGGACGGCGUGCUCAAGUUCCCCCCGCACAUGAGUGAAGCGGCGCGCUCCCUCAUCAGCAAACUCUGCAGACCUCGCCCAGGCCAGAGACUUGGAAACACCAAGAACGGCAUCAAAGAUGUCCGACAUCACAGAUGGUUCAGCACAGUUAAUUGGCACAAGCUGAGAAUGGGACAGGUGGUGGCUCCCACAGUCAGACUCAUCCGAAAGGGUCCCUGCUACAUCAACUUUGACCGCUUCCCCCACGACAAGGCCCUCGCUGAGCAGGAGUUCUCUGCCUGGGACAAAGACUUCUGAGCUCCGGAACAGUGGGCCUUCCAGAACCUUCCAUCCAUCUUGCCGAAGGUUCUAGAAAGGAAUGUUUGUGCUUGUGGGAACGUUGGGAGCGGAACGGGAGUGUUUCUGCUGGAUCCUGAAGUCUGUAGAGGAGAGAAGCCUAAAGCGCUGGUGCCAUCAGUGACCCGCGGUACAUCAGGACAGAUCUGUACAUACGGAACCAUCAACCGGAACCACCAUACACACACACACACACACACACACACUCACACUCACACUCACACUCACUCACACACACACACACACACACACACACUACAUCAGGACAGAUCUGUACAUACGGAACCAUCAUACGGAACCACCAUACACACACACACACACACACACACACACACACACACACACACU